UUUAAACACGUGUUUUUAUUUUAAAAAAAAAUUAAAAAGGAACUUCUAAAAUUUAAAAGAUGAAAAGUUCAAUAAUUCUAACGUUCACAUUUGGGCUUAUCUAUCAAAUUUCAUGUUUGUAUGACUCUAAUGAUGACGUGAUAGAAUUAAAUAAUGGUAAUUUUAACAACAAAAUUAUAGGCUGUGAUGGAGUAUGUUUCGUUGAAUUUUAUGCACCAUGGUGCGGACAUUGUCAAAGUUUGGCGCCGGAUUACAAGAAAUUUGCAUCCGCUUUUAAAGGAAUCAUUCAAGUAGGAGCCUUGGAUUCGGACGUCGAAAAUAACAAAGACCUUGCCAGUCAAUACAAUAUACGCGGCUUUCCUACUAUUAAAAUAUUUCGCAGCGAUAUUAAGGAACCCAUUGAUUAUUCAGGUCCCAGAACUUCUCAAGGCUUGAUUGAUGAAAGCUUUAGGCAAUUGAAAGAUUUGGUCAACUCUAGGCUGGGAGGAAAAAGCAAGUCUAGAUCUAAAAAGUCUGACGGAGCUGAAUCAGAUGAGACGAACGUUGUAACCUUAACGGAUGCCAAUUUCGCGGACAAAAUUUUCAACGAUCAAUCUGGCGAUUUUUGGCUAGUAGAAUUUUACGCCCCCUGGUGUGGUCAUUGCAAGCAACUAGCUCCGGAGUGGGCCAGUGCCGCUAAUACUCUCAAAGGCAAAGCAGUGAAGCUGGCGGCUCUCGAUGCAACUCAGCAUCCUCUUAUUGCCGGAAAAUAUAAGGUUCAAGGUUAUCCUACUAUAAAAAUGUUUGUCCCCACUAGACCAGGCGUCGAGGUAGAACCCCAGGAUUACGAUGGUGGUCGCCGUGCAGCGGAUAUCGUAACAUGGGUCAAUGAUAAAUUGGCGGAUAAUCAACCUGCGCCAGAAGUUAAACAGAUAAUUAACGAAGAACUGCUGAAAGCUGCUUGUGAUAAAAACAAACUGUGCAUCAUAUCCUUCCUUCCAAACAUCCUCGACUGUCAAUCCCAGUGCCGUAAUGCCUAUAUUGAUACCCUCACCCAACUUGGGGGCGAAUUCAAGAAGUCUAUGCUCGGAUGGCUAUGGACAGAAGCCGGACAACAACCCGAGAUCGAAAGAGCUUUGGAUAUAGGAGGAUUCGGAUAUCCAGCUAUGGCGGCCGUCAAUACCAAGAAGAAGAUAUAUACCGUUCUAAGAGGGCCGUUUAGCGAAGCUGGAAUCAGGGAAUUUGUGAGGGAUAUCAAUUAUGGGAAAGCUGGAACGUCAGCUCCAGUUAGGGAAAAAGAAUUUUCGGACAUUAAGAAAUUAUCUCCUUGGGAUGGACAAGACGGGAAGCUCAUGUUAAAAACGAAAUUAAUGGGUAGUUUGGAUUUCGGGACCAUUCAAUUCGAAAACCUUAUUCGGCCUAGGCUUGGUCCCAAUGUAAUGGAUAUAAAUUCCUUUUUACCCGGGGAAGAGGAAGAAUAUUUUGGGGGAACGGAAGGGGAGGAAGGAAAUUUCGAUGAGAGAGUUAACGAAAAUGGCGAAGAACCGUCUGGAGGAAAUGUCGAUGCUGCCGAGAAGGCCGAAAAUUUUAAUUCCAGAUCGCGGCGGAUAUUUUUAGACUUUUUGACAAUUUAAUUAAAAAUCGAACACAUUUUAUAUUAUAUUGGAAUCGUUUAAUCUCGUUUACAAAAAAAUGCAUUAUAAUACUUAAUUAAUUUAAUGAUUAUAUCAAAUAUUAUCUAAGAUUCAUAUGACA
This is a messenger RNA of Gordionus sp. m RMFG-2023, 1734 nucleotides long. RefSeq names its product protein disulfide-isomerase A6 homolog. Gene Ontology annotation, cellular component: endoplasmic reticulum lumen. NCBI's taxonomy places the organism in Eukaryota, Metazoa, Nematomorpha, Gordioida, Chordodea, Parachordodidae. Bases 60 to 1613 code for a protein of 517 amino acids. The transcript is spliced from 12 exons. Gene Ontology annotation, molecular function: protein disulfide isomerase activity; protein-disulfide reductase activity. Gene Ontology annotation, biological process: response to endoplasmic reticulum stress. The record is from RefSeq and is a predicted model, not a curated record.